AUGCUUCAACGUACCAAGUAUAACCGCUUCAGGAAUGAUUCAGUGACAUCAGUUGAUGAUCUUAUUCACAAUUUGUCCAUGAACAGCAAGGUCUCAGCAGUUGCAACGACUUCAACAGCACCUUCGUACCUGGUCUCGCCAGACGUUCUCCGCAAGGACCAAGAAGAUGGACCCACCACCCUGUGUACCCUCAUCCAUAAAGUGUCCCACUUGAAACUCUCUAACACGGGCAGCCUUUUGGGUAUCAAAACCCUCUCCUCUGCAGUAAAGGAGCUUGCUGUCUCCAAGUUGCAGGGAAGCUCGAGUGCUUCCAGCUCAGCAGCAGGGGCUUCAGACAACACAUGUAACCUUGUCUCUGCCACUUCGUGUUCUCAGCAGGACGUGAGCAAGAUGAGUAUGGGGAAAAAACCACAGUCAGAGGAAAUGCACCCAGGAGGUGAAGACUGGAAUCAAAGUAGCAGCUUUGUCAAUAAACCCUCUCGAGGAUGGCUGCACUCGAGUGAGAAGAUCCUGGGACCUGGUGUGACGUACAUUGUGAAGUACUUGGGGUGUAUAGAAGUCUUACGCUCAAUGAGAUCUCUUGACUUCAGUACUAGAACACAGAUUGCAAGGGAAGCAAUCAGUCGUGUUUGUGAAGCUGUGCCUGGUGCCAAAGGAGCCUUCAAGAAACGAAAGCCACCAAGCAAAGUUCUUUCUAGCAUCUUGGGAAAGAGCAAUCUUCAGUUUGCAGGAAUGAGCAUAAUACUGAAUAUCUCCACCACCAGCUUAAACCUAAUGACUCCUGAUACAAAACAGAUCAUAGCAAAUCACCAUAUGCAAUCUAUUUCCUUUGCGUCUGGAGGUGAUCCGGAUACAACUGACUAUGUUGCAUAUGUAGCUAAGGAUCCUGUUAAUCGGAGAG
Messenger RNA from Leptosomus discolor (cuckoo roller), 901 nucleotides. The record is from RefSeq and is a predicted model, not a curated record. Lineage: Eukaryota; Metazoa; Chordata; Aves; Leptosomiformes; Leptosomidae.